Molecule: messenger RNA, 1080 nt
Organism: Alternaria conjuncta
Lineage: Eukaryota; Fungi; Ascomycota; Dothideomycetes; Pleosporales; Pleosporaceae
Exons: 2
Coding region: 1-1080 (359 amino acids)
Source: RefSeq, a predicted model, not a curated record
AUGUCGUUAUUUGGUGGUAGCGCUCCGCCACCGCCCUCCUCCUACGAAUCCACAACCUCAUCGUCUUCAUCGGCGCGCUCGUCGCCGUCAGUCGAGGAGAUCCCGGACCCGCGCAACGUGCAAGAAGCACAGACUCCCGCUAUCCCGAUUUCUUUAGACGUGAACGAUGACCUGGAUACCGAUAGCGAGUCCGCACGCGACGAGUCUGAAGAAGAGGACGACGACAACGAGGUACCGGCGCGCCCGAAUCGCUUUGACGGACCGCCGCAAACAUGGCAGAGCUACACCGAAGCGGAUCGCCAGAUAGCCGACUCCCUCGAUCAGCUGCAAGAGACAGAUCUUGCAGUACACUUGUAUAAUGCGCAUGCGCUCAAGCGGCGGUUACGACGAGCGCCAGAAGACACGGCGAAGGUCAAGAACUGGCAGAAUAGGGACAACUGGCUCAAGACUGGGCAGGAUCUGGAAUACGUGGAUGCGGCAGGAUUUACGCAGACGGCGGUUGUACCUCCCAAAGACUGGACGGCAUGGCCAAUCCCUCCAGACGAAGAGCCUCCGAGCGACCAUGUGGACGAAUGGACUACGGGACGCGCAAGCAUGGAGGAUGCAGGAGACGACCUGCGGGAGGAACUUUUAGCUGUUUUUAUGCGGCUGGCGAAAGAGACGUGGAAUUCACGCGAAACGCCUUCGUCUGACUCUGAGGUUGGAAACGACACAGCAGCUUCACGAAGUAGAUCUCGAUCACAAAGCGCGGAUACUGCGAAACCGAACAACAAGCCCAGGGCACAAGCCACGACGGACGAUGUCGAGGACGGCAAUGAUACCGAACGCGAUCAGGCGACUGGGAAGAAACGUGGCAGAAAACCUCGCACCGAGAAACUCGUGGAGCCGACUCUGUUAGCAGACGACGCUAGGGCACAGCGACUUCUCCAGCCGACAAUACACAACAUGAUGGGGAAGCUAGACGAGCUUGCCCUAGCCAUUCGCCGAACGCGCGUCAAUCACUUUGGUCGUGUCGAGCGGUCCGAGAUCAAGGUCUACAUCGAGAGCCCGAUCGAAGAGUGCGACAAGCCGCAGAUCUAG